Messenger RNA from Penicillium subrubescens, 1488 nucleotides. Its product is annotated as NAD-dependent succinate-semialdehyde dehydrogenase. Gene Ontology annotation, molecular function: succinate-semialdehyde dehydrogenase (NAD+) activity. The record is from RefSeq and is a predicted model, not a curated record. NCBI's taxonomy places the organism in Eukaryota, Fungi, Ascomycota, Eurotiomycetes, Eurotiales, Aspergillaceae. The transcript has 4 exons. The coding region runs from base 1 to 1488 and encodes 495 amino acids.
AUGAAGUGUGCCUUGAAGCUUAAUGAUCCGUCCCUUCUCCAUGAAGCAUCGUUGUUGAAUGGAGAAUGGGUUCAGGCCAGCUCAGGCAAAACAUUCGACGUUGAAGACCCUGGAUGCGGUGACGUUUUUGCUACCUGUCCCACGAAUGAGGUCGCGGAUGUGGACAAAUACGUUGUGUCUUCUCAGCGGGCGUUUGAGACCUAUCGCCAUGUGAAUCCAAGAGUCCGAGGCAAGAUUCUCCUCAAAUGGCACGACCUCAUCGCGGCUGCCAGAGAUGACAUAGCCAAGAUAAUGGUCUAUGAAACCGGCAAGCCUAUGGCAGAAGCAUUAGGAGAGGUAGACUACGCGCUUGGCUUUGCGUGGUGGUUUGCUGGAGAGGCAGAGCGAAUUCGAGGUUCUGUCGCCCAGCCCUCUGUCUCAGACCGUCGCACAUUCGUCAUCAAACAGCCCAUCGGUGUCAGUGUGGCCCUUGUUCCAUGGAACUUUCCGGUUGCGAUGAUUAUUCGCAAAGUCGCUGCAGCACUCGCUGCCGGUUGCUCGAUGGUGGUCAAGCCAUCUCCUGAAACUCCUUUGAGUGUAAAUGCCCUUGGGGAUCUUGCCCUUCGAGCUGGGCUUCCGGCAGGUGUCCUCAACAUCAUAUCCACUGACAAUGAAAACACACCAUCCGUUAGUGAAAGACUUUGCAAGCAUCCGCUUGUCCGAAAGGUGACCUUUACUGGUAGCACCCGCGUGGGCAGCAUCGUGGCCAAGCACUGCAGCGAAGGUCUUAAGAAAGUCACCAUGGAACUGGGAGGCAACUGCCCAUUCAUCGUCUUUGACGACGGGGACCUCCAGCAAGCAGUGGCUGCUUUGAUGAUUCUCAAGUGGCGGACGGCCGGGCAAGCAUGCACGCACGCCAAUCGCGUCUACGUUCAAACAGGCGUUUACGAUAAGUUCACUGAGAUGAUGCUAGAAGCAACUCAAAAGAUCAAAAUUGGACAUGGGUCAGAUCCAAGCAGCACGAUGGGUCCACUGACAACCAGCCGUGGCGUCGAGAAGCUCGAGCGGUAUGUUGCUGAUGCUGUGAACCUUGGCGGCAAGAUUCUCUGUGGUGGAAAGAAGCCCGCUGGUCUAAGUGGUUACUUCUUUGAGCCAACCAUCAUUUCUGGCAUGACUUCGGAAAUGCUCAGUGCCAGGGAGGAAAUUUUCGGGCCUCUCUUGGGUCUGUAUAAGUUCGAUACAGAAGAAGAGGCCGUGAAAAUGGCGAAUGAUACUUCAAUGGGCCUCGCCUCCUACUUCUUCACGAAAAAUGUGGAUCGUACUUGGAGGUUGUUGGACAAUCUUGAAGCAGGCAUGAUUGGGAUGAACACAGGCAACUCUUCUGGAGCGGAGUCGCCUUUCGGUGGAAUUAAAGAGUCCGGUUAUGGAAAGGAGGCAGGCAAGGACGUCGCUAUUGAAGAAUACUUGAUCUCAAAGACGGGAACGUUGACUGUCACAAGCUUGGCCUGA